GAGGAGGGGAGGCGGGCGCGUCCCCGACGGGAAGGGGACCCCGCGGGAGCGCGCGCACGCGAGCCCGCGUGUCCUCGCGCCGACCCCUCCCUCACGCGCCCGGCCCGCGGCCGCUCCGGCGCACGCGCGCGGCCUGGCCCAGGGCGGGGAGAGGCGCCCUCGGCCCGCUCCGCCCGGGGCCUGUCAGAGCCGGGGAGCCGGUCUGCCGCUGCGGGAUGGGGAGGGACGCGCGGCGCUGCCCGCCGACCCCGGCGCUCCGCGGCUGAGCUCGGAGCCUCUCUUCCUCCCGCCUCCCUCUGCCAUGGCCGGGUCGGGCGCGUGGAAGCGCCUCCGGUCGCUGCUGAGGAAGGACGACGCGCCGCUCUUCCUCAGUGACACCAGCGCCUACGGCUUCUCCGACGAGCCGGGCGAGGACGGGCUCUCGCGCUUCAACAAACUCCGCAUCGUGGUGGCGGACGACGGCGGCGCGGAAGCCCCGGGGAGGCCGGCGAACGGGGCGCGGGCGGCGCCGCAGGCCGACGACGACUCGCUGCUGGACCAGGACCUGGCGCUGCCGCCCAGCCAGCUGAGCCUCAAGGCCGACCCGUGCGACGGCUGCGGCCGGCGGCGCGAGCGGCGGAGGCAGCGCAAGGUCCGCGGCCGCCUGGCCCUCGCCGCGCUGCUCUACGCGCUGUUCAUGGUCGGGGAGCUCGUAGGUGGCUACAUAGCAAAUAGCUUAGCAAUCAUGACAGAUGCACUUCACAUGUUAACUGAUCUAAGCGCCAUCAUACUCACCUUGCUUGCUCUGUGGCUGUCUUCAAAAUCACCAACCAAAAGAUUCACCUUUGGAUUUCAUCGCUUAGAGGUUCUGUCGGCUAUGGUCAGUGUACUGUUGGUGUAUAUACUUAUGGGAUUCCUCCUGUAUGAAGCUGUCCAAAGAACUAUUCAUAUGAAAUAUGAAAUAAAUGGAGAUAUAAUGCUCAUUACUGCAGCUGUUGGAGUUGCAGUUAACAUAAUAAUGGGGUUUUUGUUGAACCAGUCUGGUCACCAUCAUGCCCAUUCCCAUUCCCUGCCUUCAAGUUCUCCUACCAUAGGUUCUGGAUGUGAACACAAGCAUGGGCAGGAUAGCCUGGCAGUGAGAGCUGCAUUUGUACAUGCCUUAGGGGAUUUGGUGCAGAGUGUUGGUGUACUAAUAGCCGCAUACAUCAUACGAUUCAAGCCAGAAUACAAGAUUGCUGAUCCCAUCUGUACAUAUGUAUUUUCAUUGCUUGUGGCUUUUACAACAUUUCGCAUCAUAUGGGACACAGUAGUUAUCAUAAUGGAAGGUGUGCCAGGACAUUUGAACAUAGAUUAUAUUAAAGAAACCUUGAUGAAAAUUGAAGAUGUGUAUUCAGUGGAAGAUUUAAACGUCUGGUCUCUGACUUCAGGGAAGCCUACAGCCAUAGUACACCUACAGCUAAUUCCUGGAAGCUCGUCUAAAUGGGAGGAAGUACAGUCCAGAGCAAAGCAUUUACUAUUGAACACAUUUGGCAUGUAUAAAUGUACGAUCCAGCUUCAGAGUUACAGGCAAGAAGUGGCCAGAGCUUGUGCAAACUGUCAGAGUCCCAGUCCCUAAUUUUACAUUUUGCAGACUGUCGUCAUUAUCCUGCAAUCAGACUUGAGAGCAAUAAAUACAAAUGUAAGAGAGCAAAUGCAACUCCCUGACAGCUGUCUCCAUAUAAGUACGCACCAGUCUCAAAACAGUCACUCCAGCCUUGACAGUGCCAGUUUCUCUUUAAUGGUAAAACAAUAAUUCACCAUGCUUUUCAAAUGAAGAUGUUUCCCAAACACUGUUUACAGAAUGAGAUGUAACUAGAUACCUCAUAGAAGACAAUCCAAAACCAUAUUUCAUUACUAUGACAGAGUACAUGUCUUAAAGGAAGCAUCAAGAAUUCAGUACUCGCAUUUAAAAGUAGUUUUUGAAGACCAUUUUGUAUUAAACCAGUGCUGGAAAAUGA
This is a messenger RNA of Erinaceus europaeus (western European hedgehog), 1976 nucleotides long. It is a transcript of the gene SLC30A4, whose product is annotated as solute carrier family 30 member 4. Gene Ontology annotation, molecular function: zinc ion transmembrane transporter activity. The record is from RefSeq and is a predicted model, not a curated record. Gene Ontology annotation, cellular component: plasma membrane. The transcript is spliced from 8 exons. Gene Ontology annotation, biological process: response to zinc ion; zinc ion transmembrane transport. Bases 302 to 1594 code for a protein of 430 amino acids. Lineage: Eukaryota; Metazoa; Chordata; Mammalia; Eulipotyphla; Erinaceidae.